AUGGUUGGCGGCGUCUCCGCAGGGCUGCCCUUCUUAUUCUCGUCUUCGCACACCAAGAUACACCUCAGGCCUAGAAUUCUAGAAUUGCUCGGAGUUGUCUUUGCUUCCAAGAUUGAACCUCGGGAGUCUGCAGACUUUCAGGUCCUCUUUACUCUGGACUCCCCCACCCAAACCAGCACCCAGCCUGCCCUUUCUCUGCUGCUGCUGAAGAUAAGAAAAGAAAUUGAGAGUAAAUUUGGAAGCUUAUGGGAGCUGGACACGGCCAAGACACUCAAGCGCAGGAGUGAUGGCCUUAGUUCACGGAACAGGAUACAGACCGCUUUGGGUAAUGUGGAAGUCUCCGGCCCCGCGGCCUCGGGCUCUGGGCGCGGGCCAGGGGGCGGCGCCGCGCCGGGUCGGAGGCGCUUCCUGGGCACCGCGGGAGCAGAGGAGCGGGCGGCGCGGGACGGCGCCAUGGAGGACGGCGUGCUCAAGGAGGGCUUCCUCGUUAAGAGGGUGAGUGCGCCGGAGCCUCUCCGGACACGGCCCGGGGCGGGUGUGCGGCGGCCCCCGGCUUACCUGAGCCGCGAUCGGGCGGGCUGGGGCCCCCCGGGUGGAGCCGCGUGUGGUGGACGGAGGGCGGUGGCUGGGGGGUGGACUUUAGCUAGAAAAGAGGGGCUGGGGGUCGUCCCCUCGGCCACCUCACCUCAGGGCUCUCCUAUCUGUCCUCAGGGUCACAUUGUCCACAACUGGAAAGCACGGUGGUUCAUUCUUCGGCAGAACACGCUGCUAUACUACAAGUUCCAGGGAGGUCAGAAAGUGACCCCUCCCAAGGGCCGCAUCCUUCUGGAUGGCUGCACCAUCACCUGCCCCUGCCUGGAGUAUGAAAACCGACCGCUCCUCAUUAAGCUGAAAACUCAAACAUCCACGGAGUACUUCCUGGAGGCCUGUUCUCGAGAGGAGAGGGACGCCUGGGCCUUUGAGAUAACAGGAGCCAUCCACGCGGGGCAGCCGGGGAAGGUCCAACAGCUUCACCUACUGAAGAACUCCUUCAAGCUGCCCCCUCACAUCAGCCUGCAUCGCAUCGUGGACAAGAUGCGUGACAGUAGCUGUGGAAUCCGGCCAAGCCCCAACAUGGUGCAGGGAAGCACCUACAAAAAGACCUUCAUAGGCUCCUCCCUGGUGGAUUGGCUCCUCUCCAGCAGCUUUGCAGCCAGCCGUCUGGAGGCUGUGACGCUGGCCUCGGUGCUCAUGGAGGAGAACUUCCUUCGGCCAGUAGGCACCCGAAGCACGGGAGCCAUUCGCUCAGGGGAUCUGUCUGAGCAGUUCCUGGAUGACUCCACGGCCCUGUACACAUUCGCUGAGAGCUGCAAGAAGAAGAUAAGUCCCAAGGAAGAAAUCAGUCUCAGUACCAUGGAGUUAAGUGGCACUGUGGUGAAGCAAGGCUAUCUGGCCAAGCAGGGGCACAAGAGGAAAAACUGGAAGGUGCGGCGCUUUGUUCUGAGGAAGGACCCGGCUUUUCUGCAUUACUACGACCCUUCCAAAGAAGAGAACCGGCCAGUGGGUGGGUUUUCUCUUCGUGGCUCCCUGGUGUCAGCUCUGGAGGAUAAUGGCGUUCCUGCUGGGGUUAAAGGGAAUGUCCAGGGAAAUCUCUUCAAAGUGAUUACUAAGGAUGACGUACACUAUUAUAUCCAGGCCAGCAGCAAGGCUGAGCGUUCAGAGUGGAUUGAAGCUAUCAAGAAGCUAACGUGACAAGGACCUGAAGAAAUGGGACUGAGACUCCUCCCUCUUACCAGAUGACACAGGAUUUCCCGGACAAUGGGAGUAUGUUAAAAUUUUUAACUUUUUAUAUUUCGUAUGGCUUUGGAGUGAGAUUGAGGGAGUUCCUUAAAGUUGGCAGUGGUGCUAUUGCCUUCCCCACCUUCAUUUACAGUUAACCUGUAAAUGCUGAAGCAGCCUUGUCAGCCAAGUCAGCACCUUGACUUUCGCCCAUUAUCACGUCCAGCCCCUCCUUGGGUACCAAAGUAGGUCUCCCUUGUCACACUAACUGGCCAUGUAAUACUCAA
Molecule: messenger RNA, 2045 nt
Organism: Budorcas taxicolor (takin)
Lineage: Eukaryota; Metazoa; Chordata; Mammalia; Artiodactyla; Bovidae
Gene: PLEK2
Product: pleckstrin 2
Exons: 12
Coding region: 1-1731 (576 amino acids)
Biological process (GO): actin cytoskeleton organization; intracellular signal transduction
Cellular component (GO): plasma membrane
Source: RefSeq, a predicted model, not a curated record